CUUCGCUAUCUAUCCUCUCGUUCGUCUACACUUGCUAGAUCUAUCUUUGAAAAUUUGUUUGCUCGUUUUUAGAGCCCCAUACUUGACCAACAUGAAAACCGAUCUUUGGCUUCUGGCCGCUCUUUACUUCGGUGGUGCUGUUGAUGCUGCCAUAUCUUCCAACUACACUGAAGCUCUCUUGAGCUCCGGCACCGUCAAGCUUGGUGACUGGCAAGAUGCAUACGACAAGGCCUCGCAGUUUGUCAGUUCUCUGUCGACAACGGACAAAAUUUCCAUCAUUACUGGAGGAAGUGCCGGAAACUUCUCGGGUUUAGUUACUCUCGACUCAUCUUCAAACCCUAUCGACUACUACUUCGUUACCGCAUGGCCUGCUGGACUCGCAAUGUCGAUGACUUGGGACAAGGACGCAAUCACCGGACAAGGAAAAGCCCUCGGUGCCGAAUUCAAGGGCAAGGGCGUCAACGUCGCAUUCGCCCCCACUGUCCAGCCUCUGGGACGCUCCGCAUGGGCAGGUCGUACUGGCGAGACCUAUGGCCCUGAUUCGUUCUUGGCUGGUAUCAUGAGCGGCGCUAUGGCCAAAGGUAUGGCGAUGUCGGGUGUUACACCCAGCGCGAAGCAUUAUAUCCUCAACGAGCAAGAGACCAAUCGACAGGGUUCAACCACCGGCGGCGGAGGCGGCGGCGGCGGUGGAAUGCCUGGAGGAGACCCCACUACCAAUGGAACGGAUGGUGGCAUGCCUUCCAUAAGACGUCGUCAAAACUCUGGAAACACGACGUCGUCUUCGAGUGAGGCGUACAGCGCAGUGGUUGACGACAAAACUUUCCAUGAGACCUACCUCGCGCCGUUUUACGAUACUGUGAAGGCUGGAGUCGGUGGUGUUAUGUGCUCUAUGCAACGCAUCAAUGGCUCGUACGGUUGCGAAAACCAAGACACGCUGGGACGAUACCUCAAGGUGGAGCUUGGAUUUCCUGGAUUUGUCCACCCAGAUGCAGGCGCCCAACACACAGACUUCGACUCUGCGAAUGCCGGUCUCGACUAUGGUUCGUCAUCUUACUGGAGCAACUCUACUCUCAUCGCGGGAAUUGCGAAUGGAACGUUCACCGAGGCCCGCCUGGAUGACAUGGCUACCCGCGUCCUAAUCUCAUAUUUCCGUCAAAGUCAAGAGAGCUACCCAGCUCACGCCGGAUUUACCGAUGAUGUUGAUGUACGACAGAACCAUAGCGCUCUGGCCCGCACUUACGCAGCAAAUUCCAUCGCACUGCUGAAGAACACCAACAACGCACUCCCCCUCAAGAACCGACGCUCAAUUUCUAUCUUUGGUAUCCAUGCUGCUCCACGAUACGUAGGACCUAACACUGCUCUAUCAGUUAUGUCUGGCGUAGGACCCACAAUGGACGGUCAUAUGACACAGGUCGGCGGCAGCGCAAUGAGCUCAGCGGCUUUCAUCGUCACCCCAGUCCACGCUUUUGUUGAGCGCGCCAUGAAAGACGGCUUUAUGCUGCGAUGGUGGCUCAACGAUACUGUUACCACAAGCCAAAGCGGUAUGAUGGUCAGCAACGGCGCAGGUACCGAGCUUGUUGAGACCACUGUCGGCGUUACGGCAAACUCAGACGCGUGCGUUGUGUUUUUGAAUGCUUGGUCAGGAGAGGGCGGUGACAGGAGCGAGUUGGCGAACGCCGACCAAGAUUAUCUUGUGAACACUGUCGCGGACAACUGCAACAACACCAUCGUAGUUGUUAACACCAAUGGUCCCCGCCUUCUCGACCAAUGGGCCACUCACGAGAACGUCACUGGUAUUCUGUACGGCGGACCUCUCGGCCAGUCAUCCGGUCAUGCGAUCAACGAUAUUCUCUUCGGCGACGUGAAUCCCUCUGGAAAGUUGGUACACACCAUUGCGAAGAACGAGUCGGAUUAUGAUUCUGGCACGGCCAUCAGCGAGGAAUCUGAGAUCCAGUUCACGGAAGGCAACUUCAUCGAUUACAAAUACUUUGACCAAAAGAACAUCACACCACGAUACGAAUUCGGCUAUGGACUCUCGUACACAACCUUCGACUAUGGUGACAGUGUCGAAAUCUCUCCCGAUACUGAGAAAUUAUCUAGCGAAUAUGCUACCGGUUCACUCGCCGUCGGCGGUCGUGAGGACCUCUGGGACAUCGUAGCGGAGGCCAGCAUCAGCCUGACGAAUUCCGGCGAUAUCGCCGGUGCUGAAAUUGCGCAACUAUACGUCGAAUUCCCAUCUGCGGCCGACGAACCCAUAAGGCAGUUGCGCGGUUUCCAGAAGGUGAUGAUUGAGGCUGGUAGCACGGAGAAGGCAACCUUCCAGCUGAGACGUCGUGACUUGAGCAUCUGGGACGUUGAGACGCAGGAGUGGGCGAUCGUCAGAGGUGAUUACAUUUUACAUGUUGGCGCCAGUAGCAGAGACCUGAAAGUCUCGGGUACGAUAACUGUCUGAGUACCGGGAUUUUCUCGGUGGACCUUAAUGGUACAUCCUUGUCAUAGAUUGAAUAGCUUUAUCGGGGGUU
Messenger RNA from Dothidotthia symphoricarpi CBS 119687, 2522 nucleotides. RefSeq names its product glycoside hydrolase family 3 protein. Gene Ontology annotation, molecular function: beta-glucosidase activity. The record is from RefSeq and is a predicted model, not a curated record. Gene Ontology annotation, biological process: glucan catabolic process. The transcript is spliced from 4 exons. Lineage: Eukaryota; Fungi; Ascomycota; Dothideomycetes; Pleosporales; Dothidotthiaceae. The coding region runs from base 92 to 2452 and encodes 786 amino acids.